AUGUUAGAAAAGAAUGAUUUUUCCAUGUUAAAAUCUGAUAAUGAAAGGUUAUUAAGUGAAAUUGAAAAACUUAAACAAAAGUUGGGGGAUGAAAUCAAACGAACCCAAGCUAGUACGAGGUUAGAUAUCAGUUUGGAUAAAGGUCGAAUAAGAGAUGAGGCGAGUAUUUUAGAAAUGAAAUUAAAAGAAACUGAUACCAAGAUUGAAAGUGAAAUCAGUAAUAUGAGAACUCAAAUGGAAGCUAUUAAGUAA
Diversispora eburnea is the source of this 252-nucleotide messenger RNA. The record is from the annotation of a GenBank genome assembly. Lineage: Eukaryota; Fungi; Glomeromycota; Glomeromycetes; Diversisporales; Diversisporaceae.